Molecule: messenger RNA, 4350 nt
Organism: Rhinichthys klamathensis goyatoka
Lineage: Eukaryota; Metazoa; Chordata; Actinopteri; Cypriniformes; Leuciscidae
Exons: 5
Coding region: 180-4121 (1313 amino acids)
Biological process (GO): positive regulation of transcription elongation by RNA polymerase II
Molecular function (GO): protein binding
Source: RefSeq, a predicted model, not a curated record
UCUACUUGUCCAAAUGUUGGUUAUUUUAGUCUACAGCUGUUGGAUCUGAAUUGAUAACACGAAGUAAGUAAAUGUAUAUCUCGCUAAAUUGAAGAAAGUGGAAUUUUUCUGGAUCACAAACAGCCUUAGCUUUUGUUUUGAAGUUUCUAAAUGUAUUUUAGACUGAAGUUGAUGCCAGCAUGUGGAAGUAUCAGCAUCCUGACUUUGCAUUAUUCCUACUUGGUGAACUUCAGAAGCAGCAGCAGGGAAGCAUCUUCUGUGACACUCUUCUACAGACAGAGGGUGUCUGUGUUCCUGCUCACAGCUGUGUGUUAGCUGCUCUAAGCCCCAUCUUCUCAAGAAUCCUUUCCACUUCAUCUGCUCCACAUGCGGGGCAGAACAGGCUUCUGAGCCUUGAGGCUGUAGGAUCUCAUGCCUUACUGAAGCUAGUUGGGUUUCUGUACUCAGGGGAAAUGGAGAUCGAGAGUCGGAGCGAACAUGAGGAAGUAAUGGCUGCUGCCCACAGACUUGGACUUAGAAACCUUUUUUCAAAAAAGAGAGUGUGGGUAGACAGAGGAGUUGUGGAUGUUGGGAGUUGUUGGAAAGAGACUGGUGUACGGACAGAAGACAGCGUGAAGAGCCAGGAAAGUGAAACCGUGUCUGAACCUUUGAAGAUACAGAGCAGUACUGCUUCAGUGACUUCAGUGCAACCUUGUGGCUUGUUGGAGCCUGAUUUGCCACCAUCAUCGUUUUUGGAAGAAGUUAGUCCAACUAGAGGUUUAAAUUUGAUCAGUAAUGCCACUGUUCCUUCCCUCGCUGACAUGACAGAAGCAUCGAUAGCAGACCAUCAUAAAACAAAGGCUAAGAAAAGGUGGAAAAUGGCAAAGAGAGAAAGCCAAUUAAAAAAAUUAACUCGUCAACAAAACCCGAUAAAGCUUCUUAAUGUUGAAGGGACCAAAUCAAACCAAAUUGGAGUGGUGGAAAAAAGUAGGAAUGUUUCAGGCAAAGACUUCCAAAAGCUUUUAGAGGCAGAUAAUGGACAAAAAAACACUACUACUGAACAGAAAGAGGCCAAACUGGACCAGCUUAAAGUAAAGAUAAAACUGAGCAGAAGGAGUGGAGCUUGCUGGGAAAGUAACCUCCUCGUUUCCGUCCAGGGUGAGAGUGAGAAGAUGCCAGAAGAAGCAAAAGAGUGUGGACCACGAACUCAGAGCUGCCCAUCUAGUGUGAUUCCUGGUCAAAGUCUUGGAACUCUCACCACACAGACGGACCUGCCUAUUUCACCCUCUAAUUCCUCCACGCAUGCCUCUUCAGAUAAAUGUCUUCGUACUCCACAUGACAUUUCUGUCUCUUCCCCUUUGGAUAUACCAACAUUAUCUUCCAGCCCUCCCCAAGCAGACGAAUCGGAUGAACAUAUUGCAAUGCUCUUGGAGGAUAUGUUCAUGAUGGGUUUAAACAUCCUUCCGUUGGUGCCAUUAGACAGAAAUCUGAAUGAGCAAGAUCAGCCAGGUCCUCUUCAGGAACAAAAAGAUGGGCAAAAGGUCGCUGAGGCCUCUACUCAAGGUGCUUGUCUUUUGGUGCAAAGUUGUGAGCCAGAGAUGAGGGAAUCUGAUGUUAGCAACAAGACAGCAACACCAGUUGGUUCUUCAGGACAAAGAGAUGAAGACCACUCAGGCUUUCACAAUCAGUCAAAAUCCAAUACAGUCGUACGCCUGACCCAGUCACCUAAACAGGACCACUUGAACCAAGUUCAGAAUCUGGCAACUGCAUCAAGAAACUCUCCCCCAUCACUUAUAGAAGGCUUGAGUUUAAUCCCAAAAGCCACAGCUGUCCCAAACUCUGUUGCAACUGGUGAAAUGCCUAGCCUUGUUAUGACCGGCAUACCUGAUGAUAGGCCAGAUUUCAAACUACUACAAUGCCUUUCCCCCCUUGAAUCAGAAAAAGGAGACAGUGAUGUUCCAUCAAAACAAGAACCAUCAAAACCAUCACACAUGCAAGACUCUGAAACACAAAACUUUCCCUUGUGGCUUUCUGAAUCACCACUGAUUUUGGACUUCCCUCUAAGCUCAAUGAUUGAUAUUUCCUGCCCACGUCCGCAGCAUGACCUCAACGCCUGCCAAAAUCGAUCAUGCCCUGACCUUGCAGAAUGUCAGGAAUUAAAGACUUCCCUUUCACAUAAUAAUGUAAUCAGUGGGAGUAGCUCAAACUUCAUUCAGCCUGGUGUGAGCGAUGCUAGUGAGCGUCCUAAACAGAGAAAGACGAGAAAACGGAGGAUUGCAACUCGAAAGUCAAAAGUGAAAGGGGACACGGAGUGCCAAAACCUAGAAAACGGGGAUCAGGUUCAACCGAGGAUAUCCAAAUGUGAUGAGCCCCACUCCGGAGACAUUAAGCCAUCAAAUUCUGACACAUAUGGAAUCAGUACCCGAAUGACCAGUGCAAGCACAAGAGUAGCUGCGGCUAUGAAGAGAAGACGAGAAAUUACUUCACCUCUCAGUAAGAAAAUGCCUCUGUUAGACGCCGCCAGUAAACAACAUCUCACUGGUGUUGUAAAACGUGGUCGUGGCAGACCACCUAAAUCCAAAACAACUCCUGUAGCUCACUUGUGUAACAACGCAAAGAAAAUGCCCACUUCAGGCCAAGAUGAUUGUGAAGUGGAAAAAACUAAGACAGACAAUAAGAUUGAACAGGGGAGUAAGCAAGAACCAAAUACACAGCAGGAGAAAGACUCAACAGAAAUGGAAGAAGCAGAUGUUAACUGCAAUUCUGCACAGGCAACGCCGAAUUCUCACUUUAAAUAUGCUGGCCAGGCGAAGGGACCAAGUAUCCUUGAUCAAAUUUUCCACCAGGCUCUUUCAAGUGUUGCAAGUCCCGCAUGUAAUAGCUCUCUGAAUUUUGAUCAGCAGCUAACAUCAAGCCUGCGAGACUCGUCUUUUAGCCUUCAAAAAUUCCAAGGAGGGAAAAGUGAUAACGUUAAUAGUAAAUUAGUGAUGAAUAGCAGUGAACAGAUCAAAAAGGGCAUUUGUGGGGAGAAAAAAGCAGAGAUGUCUAUCCUGAUAAACGAAAAGAAAGACGUGGAGGUAUCUGACAAUCAUGCAAGGUCACCGUUGUCAUGUGGAGACAUGCCAGAUAAUGUGAAAUAUUCAGGUAAAGACGGAGAUAUUUCCAUGGAGGAGAACUCAAGUAGAACAGCCACUGUUUUACAGAAUAGUGAUUUCCAAAAUGAGAUGGGAAAAGACAUUCAGGACCAUACAACUGGGAUUUCUGUCCUGUUAACAUCUGAGGAGGAAAUAAUGAAGGACGCCAUGUCACCUGAUGGGGAUAUUGAUGAUGCUGAUCAUGAUUGUUCACCCACAAAGACGGACUGUGUUGUUACUACCAAUGAACUGACAGUGAUGGAGGGAAUAGAAAUGAAUUUCUGUUUGAAUCCUGAUAUUACACAAGCAGAACAUGUCAAAAAUGGCUUGGAAACUACAGUUUCUAAUGAGUGUUCAUUUGAGAUGACAUCAGAUAGUGAAAAGAAAGUUCAGGCAGCACAUGGUGUUGACCAAGAGGAUUUAGGUUGGAACAAAGACGAUCAGAUGAAAGACGAUCAGAUGAUAGAAGAAACGGGAGAAGAAUCUGAAGUUCUGAGAGUACAUACAUUUGCAAAGGAAUACGAGGGACGUUGGGAAACCACCAAUUGGUCGGAUGAUGAUUAUAUUGAUGUGGAGGGGGUCCAACACAGUGCUGAGAUGUUCGAUGGACAAACCCUUUUGGAGGAAGAGGAAUUGAGUCAAGGACACAUCGCAAGUGCUAAGACUGCAGAUGAUCCUUCAAAAGGAGAUUUUCCUCAAGAAAUAAGCACAGAUGCUCCUUCUGUCCAAACUGAAGGUUCAAACGUUCACAGCCCCGAUGUGUGCAAUGAAGAUGUCUCAAUGGAGCUGUCCGUUGGGGGCGAUUCCGAAUCAAAAGAUGACUGCCACUUAGAUGAAGAAGAUAUUGAAGUAGAUGUUCUAGGGGAGUCUGUUGAAGAGUUUCCAUUAGGGCUUUUGGCAGCUGGACAGGUUGUCACUCUGCCUAUUGAGGGUCUUCUGGACCAAGAGGACGAGUUGGAUACCACUGAAGAAGAGGAGGUAGAUGUCACUGGAGAAGAGACAGAAUGAAAUGUUAUGUUUAUGUUAAGCAUACAUCUUUCACAUUUUGAAGUCAAUAGCAGAUGUUUGAAAGUUCUCAAAACCUAAAGUUUAACACAUCCAAUGGUGAGAAAUCUCUUUUUUGUCAGUUUGAUGUUACUAAAGUGAAUUGGCACCUUAAUUUAUUUUUGACUGUCUCAUACAUGUAUAAAGUUACAUAUAAAAUUAUGUAAAUUAAAAUAAAUGUCUAUAUUAUAUA